Messenger RNA from Geodia barretti, 1278 nucleotides. NCBI's taxonomy places the organism in Eukaryota, Metazoa, Porifera, Demospongiae, Tetractinellida, Geodiidae. The record is from the annotation of a GenBank genome assembly.
GGGACGCCAGGUUUGCAAGGCGCAGCGUCCCCGCUGCGGGGAGUGCGUCGUGAACUACGGUUGCCCAUCUCGCGACGAGGAAGCCAUCCGGCAAGCUGCCGCCGACGCCGGGGUUCAGGAACCCGAAGGUGCUGCCCACGAUGCCGCAGAUACCGACCGGCCGGACAGCCAAUCACCCGGGCGGCGCCGACGACGCCAGGAAUCGCCUACCCCUGUCCCGCACACCCAGGUCGUCAAGGAGCUCCAACCGUGAAAGUCGGAAUCAUCAAUGUCACCGGAUACGCCGGCUGCGAACUCGUCCGCAUCCUGCGCCAUCAUCCCGAAGUCGAAAUCGCCUCUGUCACCGGACGCAGCGCGGCCGGUCAAUCCCUGGGUGAGGUUUUUCCGCACCUGGACAACAUGGACCUCGACAUCACCGCCGACCUGUGCGCUGACCUGGAUCUCGUCUUCUCCGCCCUUCCGCACAAGGCCAGCGCCGAAGCUUGCAUACCGUUGCUUGAGCAGGGCGUCAAGGUCGUCGACAUCUCCGCAGACUUCCGCCUCAAGCAGGCCGAUGUUUAUCGUGAAUGGUACGGCGUCGAUCACCCCGAUCCCACCUACCUGGAGGAGGCGGUGUACGGCCUCACCGAGCUCAACCGUGACGCGGUAGCCGAUGCGCGCCUGGUCGCCAACCCUGGCUGCUACCCGAGCAGCGCCAUCCUGGCGCUCGCCCCCGCGAUCCAAAACGGUCUCAUCGGAAGCGACAUCAUCGUCGACAGCAAGUCCGGCGUUUCCGGCGCGGGCCGCACCCUCAGCAUGACUACCCACUUCUCGGAGGUGAACGAAAACGUCAUGGCCUACUCCGUCAACGGCCAUCGUCACCUGCCUGAAAUCAGCCAGGAACUGGACUCCAUCGCCGGCGACCCGGUCAACCUGACUUUCCUGACUCACCUCAUCCCCAUGACGCGGGGUAUCCUCAGCUCUUGUUACGCCCCGCUCCGGAGCGACCUCGCCCAGGAUCCCGACGCCAGCGAGCGUGUCCGUCGGGUCUACCAGGAGUUCUAUGCGGAUGACGCCUUCGUGCGGGUAACCGACGCGCCUCCCCAAACCAAGCAGACCCUGGGCAACAACUACUGCCUGGUGCAUCCGGUGGUGGACUCGCGCACCAACCGGCUCAUCGUGAUCAGUUGCCUCGAUAACCUGGUCAAAGGCGCAGCCGGCCAGGCCGUCCAAAACAUGAACCUGAUGUGCGGCUUCCCCGAGGAAAUGUCCCUCGAAGCGUUGGCCGUAUACCCGUAA